AUGACCGGGCGCGCAUGCAGCGAGUGCGGCGAGUGCGCGCGAUCUACGGAUCGUUGGGCGCGGCGAGAGCGCGUCGUGCGCAGGAGGAACGCUGGUGGUCGGGUGGGUCACGUUCCCGGCGAAGUAAGCCUGGUUGAUCGGAGUGCCAGGCCGUGGACCGAGAACGCCGGCGCCUGGGACCCAGAACGGCAUGGGCCACGCCUGGACCAUGCCGGUCCACGGGUUCAGGCCGGGAGCCCAUCCAGGAGCCGGAGCGGAAGCACGAGGUGUAGAACCGGAGGGUGGCCCGCCGCGGCCACGGCCGCGCUUCUUCGACCCCCGAUUGUUGUCGAAGCGAGGCGGGUUGCCGUAGGCGGGCGCGGGUGUUGGCAGUUGCCUGGAGCCGGAGUUGGUAGAGCUGAAGCCACCAUCGCCGGAGCAGGUAGAGCGAGCAGAGAGGAAGGUGUGGGGUGGUUGCCGCGCAGAGAUGACCGGGAUCGCGUGACGAUACUUGGAGUUGAGGCCGCAGAGGAGGUUGAGCACCUGGCUGGUCUCACGAACGGGUUGGCCGACGUCGUGCAAGGCAUCGGCGAGCUGCUUGAGCCUCCCGGUGUACGCGGUGAUGUCCAUGUCACCUUGAAGAAGAUUCCGGAACUCGGCUUCGAGGUAGACAGCACGGUGCAGCUAGUUGUCCCGGAAUUGGUCGUGGAUGGCGUUCCAGACCGUGUACGCCGUAGCCCUGGGUGCGCGGACGAUGGCGCGGACAUCCUAGGAGAUGGAGUUGUAGAUCCAGCUCAGCAGGCAGUGAUCGCGGAUGAUCCAGUCCGAGUCGCGACGGUCGGCAGGGGUGGGCGGGGAAGACAGAUGAGAACUGAGCCCGAACUUCCCAACGAAGGCGUCGAAGAAGCAGCGCCACUCCGUGUAGUUCGAGUCGGUGAUGCUGAGCUCGACGGGAACGUGAACACGGAUGUUCACCGUCUGUAG
Molecule: messenger RNA, 963 nt
Organism: Miscanthus lutarioriparius
Lineage: Eukaryota; Viridiplantae; Streptophyta; Magnoliopsida; Poales; Poaceae
Source: the annotation of a GenBank genome assembly